Molecule: messenger RNA, 3445 nt
Organism: Bursaphelenchus xylophilus (pine wood nematode)
Lineage: Eukaryota; Metazoa; Nematoda; Chromadorea; Rhabditida; Aphelenchoididae
Source: the annotation of a GenBank genome assembly
AUGCGGUUCGCUAAUGCCGAAGAGGGGAGGGUGUCGUUGAAGCCGCCGCCCGGCUUCAAGAGGCGUCACAUCGCCGAGAGUUGGCGUCGCGGAGUCGAAUUGGUUUUGGUUGCGGUGUUGAUGAGCGUUUUGGACGAUAAAUUAUUUAUUUUGCGGUCGAUUUUGAGGAGGGUUGGGGUAAGGGGGGACAAGAAGCUAGGGAUCUCAUAAAUCUUCUGUUAUGAACGGGGUUUGUUAUACACAGGUUACAUUGUAUUUUUAGACUUGACUUGUCACUUCUAUCGGUCUAAAAAAAACUUUGGAUUAGAAUUAGAAGCACCGUAUUUUACAAUUUUUUCCCCGCCUUAUGACUUUUCUUUCGGGUCGGCGACAGUUCGGGUCAACAAAAAAUCGAUCGGUACGGGGCGUAGGGCAGGUGGACCCCCCAAAAAAAGGGUUAUAGUAAGUGUCUACGAGGCCUCACAAAGCCGUUGGAUGCUCGGCGAAGGCUCGGCGAAUGCUCGGCGAAGACUUGCAAUAUGCCCACUUUCGCUAAUUUUAGCUAUUUCUAACGUUAGUUUUCUUUACUCUGAGUCAUUGUAACAUAUAAAAAACCAAAAUUUCAGAAAAAAAGGAUGAUCCGUUACUUUCAUCUAGACAUUAUUGAUGUGAGUACAUGUAAAACGCCUCAAAAUAGGUGAUAAAGCUAUACUAGGACCCAAUCAAUCUUAUUAUUUAUAGUAUUAUAAUUAAGCCUUCUUUUAGCUUCCCUCAUCUAUACAACGACGAACAGAGCGGACUUUCUCGAAUUUUACAAUUUUUUCUCCUACAAUUUAUUACUUCGAGUUAUAAAAAAAAUUUUUCGCGGUAACAUUUCACUCCCGAAACACCCAAUAUUUCGUCUUUUGCAGAUCCCCGGCAACAUGCCCAAAGCCUUCUACAGACGGCUCGCGUUCCUGAACAUGAUGAUAGGCUGCUCGUUGGCCUGCAUAGGCGGCGGUGGCGGCGGCGCGGCAUGUUGUCCGUCGGCCGCUGCCUCCUGUGCCCCGUCGGUCCCCGUUUGUCCUGGUGGGAGGUGAGGAAGGGUUUGAGAUUGAAAACUCAGUUUGUUUGAUGUGUCAGUUUGUUGGGAAAAUAAUGAGCACAAUGUCGCAGCGAAAAUCGCAUCGCCGCCGAGAAAAUGAAUUGUGUUGCGACAAAAUCAAAUUGAUUUUCACUUCAGCGACACGAUCGGCGUAACGAUAUUGUGCUCAUUAUUUUCCCGACAGAGUGAAAAAUAUGGAUGCUUAGGGUCUUCUAACUGACAAUUUUCAACACAAAAAAGGAUUUUUUUGAAAUUUCGCACAUAGUUUAGAAAAAUUUGCAUGCCUAAAUAUUAAUAUUUUUUUGAGAGUUUGCUGUAUGUUAUUCUGGAGUUAUUUCAAAUUCAAAAAAAUUUGCUAAAAAAUCUACCUUGAAAAAUUUGAAUAUUCAAAAUUAUUCAAAUUUAUGCUUCAAAAAAUUUGCAUAUUCAAUUUUUCAAAAAUUUUUCGAAGUCGCUAAUAACAAGUUUUUCUAAAAAAAAUUCAUUUUCAAAAAUUUACAUAUUCAAAUUCACCUUUCUAAAAUUUGAAUAUUCAAAUUUCUAGAAAUUUCUAAAAAUCUCUUAUAGAAACUAUAAGAGAGAAACUAUUUCUGUAAAAAAAUUCUAAUUUUAAAAAAUUUGAAAAUUAAAAUUUCCUUUCCCGUAAUUUGCAUAUUAAAAUUUCCCUUGCAAAAUUUCCAUAUUCACCCAAACGCUUUCAGCUACGCCUCCUCCUACGCCGGCGGCUCCUACGCCGCACCGCAGGCCAGCUAUCCCCGCCCUCUGCCCGCGCCAUCGCCGGGCUGUGGCGCCUCCAGCGGCGGUUGCGGCGCUUCAAUCCCAGCGCCUCAAAUCAGCAUAAUCUCGCCGCCUCUUGCCCAGCCCCCACCGCCUCCACCACCGCCACCACCACGCUACGUUCCGGCGCCCAACUACAACAGCCAGCCCAGCUACAACAACCAGCCGACGGGCGGGGCGGGCGCUUAUGUCCCGCAAAAUCUGCCACCCCCGGACCCGGCCAGCGAAAUCGAGAGCAGCUACGACGACUUCCGCGAGGAGCAGCACGCAACGAACGGUGCGGGAGGAAUCUACGGAAAGCCCAAUAGCUAUGAUCAAGGAUGUAAGUUGGAUUUUGUUCAUUGGACUCCUCCCGUUUUUAGAAAGUUGAAAAAUUAAGGUGUGACGUUUUAUACGAUGAAAAAUGUUUUGAAUCUUUGUGACAUGUUAUACGAUGGAAAUUUUUUUGAAAAUUGAAAAAUUAAGGUGUGACAUUUUAUACGACAAAAACUUCCCAGAAAAUUGAAAAAACAAGGGGUGACAUGUUAUACGAUGGAAAUUUUUUUGAAAAAUAGAAAAAUAAGGUGUGACAUGUUAUACGACAAAAAGUUCUUAGAAAAUUCAAAAAGCAAAGGGUGACAUGUUAUACGAUUGAAAUUUUUUUGAAAAUUGAAAAAAUAAGGUGUGACAUGUUAUACGAUGGAAAAUUUUUUGAACUUGAAACAUAUUAUAGGUGUAUGCUAUGCGAUGAAAAUUUUUUUAAAAGUUGAAAAAUAAAAACGGGAAUAACUACAGCCCGCAUAAUUUGGAAAAAAAUCUUCAUCGUAUAACAUGUCACAUCCUAUUUUUUCAAUUUUUUGCUUUCGCUGGCCGACUCUUCGCAUAUCAGAUAGUCUUUCGGAUUUGUUUUGAUUUUUUAGUCCAGAAGGCGCUUGGUUUGAGAUUUUUAGCUUCAAAACAUAAGCCAAAAAUCUCGAAUAUGCCAUAGAAAAGUCAAUUCUUAAUUUUUGCCAAGUUACGUAAAAAUCUAGUAGUUCUACCUGAAGAUGAAAAAAAUGCUGACUUAAACGUGGAAAAAACGCAAUUUUUAUAUAUCAACUGUAUUUAGGCUUAAAAUUUAAUGUCUACUAGACUUUUUGAAGCAUUUCCAAUCUUACAAUUCAGUUUCCUUCCCAUCUUCUUCAUCAUAUUUUUCAAAACUUCUAUUUUGCAGCGUUCACCGCGUCCACUCCCGCCUCCACCGACUACACCGUCCACGAGCCGCCUCCUCCUCCACCGGCUCCGGAGCAGAAGCCCAACUACGAGGGUAAGCCUCCCACGGACACUGGCUACACAUCCGAAGCCACCGAAGACGCGGCCGCCACGAACAACGUGAACGUCGAAGUGGACGAGGCGUCGCUGAACUGCGAGGACGCCGACUUGCGCAAAAUCGUCGAGACGGCGCUAGUGUCGUCGGGCGACAACCUGGACGCGGCGCGCAAAAUCGAGUCCGAAGCGGCGGCCAAGUUCGGCGGACGGUUCAAUUCGAUCGUUUCGAACUCGGAGUUUGCGUACGUGAACUGGUAUGGGAAGAGGAAUUGUCAGCUCCGAGUCAACGACCGCCACUCGCUAACAUGGGAGGACUGA